Molecule: messenger RNA, 3976 nt
Organism: Pomacea canaliculata
Lineage: Eukaryota; Metazoa; Mollusca; Gastropoda; Architaenioglossa; Ampullariidae
Product: solute carrier family 13 member 5-like
Exons: 16
Coding region: 566-2419 (617 amino acids)
Biological process (GO): monoatomic anion transmembrane transport
Cellular component (GO): membrane
Molecular function (GO): transmembrane transporter activity
Source: RefSeq, a predicted model, not a curated record
UAUUAUACGUGUAACUAGGAACAAGAUACUCGAGAGCUGGCCGAGUGUAACCUCGUGGUUCCUUACCUGCUCCGCUCGUCGUUCCUCUCCUUCCCCCCUACCUACCCCUUGAUCACGGGGUUGACGCGUCAGGGACAAUUUAACAUCAGUGUGUAUGCUCACUGGUGACAGAUUCCGACUCACCAUCGUGCUGAGCAUAUCGACGAUAAGCUGGGAGCAUUUACACAGGUUAAGAUCUCUCGACAGACCUUUUGCCGCGGUACUAUUUAGCACUGCACCCCGUUUCCGUCAGUUUGUUUUUUCUUCUUCUUCUCUCUCUUGCCACACGCGGUCCAAACAGCCGGUCUCCUGAAUAACGUGAAGUGAUUGGAUAAAAGUGAACCACAAUUCACAUCUCUAGUCUGUGCGGACAGUCUUCGAAGGAAGUCCCGGGUAUUGUUUCCAGACAGAGCUUGUUACAGCCGCACAUCUGCUGAGUUGUCUUCGCAUCCCAGAGCCGGCUGGACCGUUAGCUUGCCCUGAGUUUUGAACCCUCGCCGUCACGCCGGGGACUCGCUAGACGAGAAUGCGAAGGUGCCUCCGGAGCUUCUGGGAGUCGAGGACUCUGUGGUUGUCUGUACUCAUUCCUAUCGCGGUCCUGCCUCUGCCGCUGUUGUACCCGAACAGUAUCGCAAGAUGUGGCUAUUGUGUCAUCGUGACAGGGAUUUUCUGGGUGACCGAGCUGCUGCCGCUGCCUGUGACAUCCCUGUUUCCUCUUUUCCUCUUUCCAAUGCUCGGUGUCAUGAAAGCCUCGGAUGUGUGCAGUUCUUAUGUCAAGGACACGCUAAUGCUUUUCAUGGGUAGCCUGGUAGUCGCGGUGGCAGUAGAAAAGUGGAAUUUACACAGAAGACUUGCUCUGAGAACUCUGACUCUAGUCGGUCCUCAACCACGAUGGUUGCUGAUGGGGAUCAUGUUUCCCUGCUUUUUCCUGUCCAUGUGGAUGAGCAACACAGCCACAACGGCCAUGAUGAUGCCUAUCGUCACCGCCAUCCUACACCAGAUCCGACAGUCUCGCAAGACUUCUUCAGAAGACGAUGAGCUUACUGAACAAAACCAGAAUGACAUCAAACUCACCAUCAAGGAGGUCAAGAAUGGGAAGAUUGAGGACGAUGAGGUCAAGACGAUUAUGCCAAAUCGAGCUUCAGAUGAGGACAAGGAGUUUGCCAGCCUCGCCAAGACGUUUUCUCUCUGCACCGCCUUCUCGGCCAACAUCGGGGGCGUGGCCACGCUGACCGGCACGCCCCCAAACGUCAUCUUCAAAGGGCUGGCAGACGUGUUGUACCAGCAGUAUGGCGAGACCAACCCCAUCAACUUCGCCAACUGGCUGAUCUUGGGUGUGCCACUGGCAGUCAUCUGCUUCAUCUUCCUCUGGUUCUGGUUCCAACUGUACGCACAAGGACUCAAGUGCUUUCAGUGUUUCAAGAAAGGAGACGAGUCCUACAGUGCCGUAAAGCGAAUCUUGCAGACGGAGUACCGGAAGCUGGGUCCCAUGUCGUUCGCCGAGAUCAUCGUCCUCGUCGACUUUAUCGUCUUGGCAAUCCUGUGGGUCACCCGAAAUCCAGGCUUUAUUCCUGGCUGGAGUUCACUCUUCGAGAAAGAGUACGUCAAGGAUUCCACACCUGCAAUACUCCUAGCAGUCGUCCUCUUCUUCCUGCCGGCUCGACCUCCACGAUGGCUGCCAUGUUGCCGCUCCAAGUCGGAAGCCAUUAUGCUUGAGGACGGCGAGAAGCACCCUUUGCUGAGAGCUCGGCAGCGUCAAGAGGCUCUGGAGUUCCCUAGUGGCUACCAGCCAAUUCUUACCUGGAAACUCGUCAACGAGAGACUGGCCUGGGGAGUCCUUCUUCUCAUGGGAGGAGGUUUUGCCUUGGCUGAUGGCUGCCAGGUAUCCGGGCUGUCCAAAUGGGUCAGUGGUCACCUGGCGGCCUUGGCAACGUUGGACCCGUGGGUCAUCGGUAUGUUGCUCACACUGUUCAUCGCUGUCACCACAGAAGUGACCAGCAACGCGGCCACCACCACCCUCUUCGUCCCAAUCGUCGGGGAUCUGGCCGUGCAGCUGGGAGUGAAUCCAUUAUACUUCAUGAUUCCAUGCACCAUCUCAGCAUCUUUAGCCUUCCUGCUGCCAGUAGCAACGCCACCAAACGCCAUUGUGUUUUCCACUGGCUUCCUAAAAGUUAAAGACAUGGUGCUGGUGGGACUGCCCAUCAACAUCUUCGCGCUUGUGGCCCUCAACAUCGCCUGCAACACGUGGGCUGCCAGUACCUACGACCUCUUCAACGUCCCACUCGGCUUCCGGAUCAACUCUACGGCCAUGAACUUAAAUGAUACCAUGGUCUACAGUAUAAACAGUUCCCUUCCCUUAAAUGUUUCUGUUAUAUCUUGAAUUUCAUGCUACGCUUUUCUAUGUUAUGUCGCAUUUUUGCGAGUCACGUGGUCCAGUGUGCGAAAUCAUGUGGCGGACGUUGAGAGGAGAAUCUACCUGAAGUAGGUAUUGCAUGCCAAGUGUUCAUACUAUUCUUUGCCUAUGUGAAGGCUAGUUGUAAAUAAUGUGUAAAAAUGUACAUAAGGGAAAGAGGAACAGAGAACGUUACCUAUUUGUACAGGACUGAAUAUAUUCUUGUCAUUUCAAAUUCCCCUUCAUGUCAAUUUUUCUGCUGGUGAAAACGUUGAUUGGGAUCACAUCGAACGAGAAAUAUUUUGAUGUUUGACAGAAAAUUGUGUCCGUAUGAAUUAUAUUCUCUUGUUAUCUCAUUAACUCCCCUAUGAUUCGUGCAUGGAAGGAGCAACAGUUGUGGCACGAACAGAACUAUUUCAUUAACCCUUACACUGAAAUUAAAACUUCGUGGCCGUUUUAGCUGUAACUGUUAAUGAGAUGUUUUUUAGUCGAAACCACGCUUGCUGCGAUCUUUGUGAUGUAUCAGUUCAUUAUGGUAUGAUGUAACUAGACGAAUUUCAAGAAAAAGCAGCGUAUGUUGUCGGAAAUUCUUGAGAUGCCCAUUGUUAUCACCGCUUAUAAUGUAAAUAGCAGUUUUGUAAAUAUUUGUAAAAUGGUGAGGUAAACACACAAAUAUAGUCACGCACAGACUCACAUCCCCAUCUUUUCACGUAUCACCGGUGAGUCCAUUCUUGGAGCAGCUCUUACCAGGAUGUGUAGAACCUAGUUGGGUCUUGUCAUCCUCUCGGUGUUUGUAUAAUUUGCAGAUAUAGUAAAGAAAAAGUCUUAAAAACUAAGCUCGCUGACAGAUGACUACAAACACAGCCCUCAUGAGCACACAUUCACAAUGCUGUAAAAAUACAGGAGUUACAAACCUCCUUGUUGUGUUUGUAACCAUGGAGGUGCAAACCUCCUCAUUGCUAUAUCUCUGUAACCGCGGAGGUGCAUGCGUUAUCUUUGGGUCUCUCUGUAACCAUGGAGUCCAAACCUCAUUAUUGUUGGGUCUCUGCGCAACCAUGGAGAUGCAAAAGCUAAAUGCAUAUGUCCGCACAAAACGAAGACUGAUCGCUGUUAACGAGCGCUGGUCACAGUUCCAGACAUUCUACCUUUGCUGUCAGGUUGUCGUGACAACAGGACAAGGCCAAAGGUUGGCUUCACGUGUUCUUACCUUUCACUUACAUAGCUCCAUCCUCCUCAGGUACUAUGUCGUCAUUCCGGUGAAGAGAAAAACCUUCGUGUAAAGCCAAAGAUGAUUUUCAUUUAACACAGUUGUUUCGUGUUUAUCUCAUUUUGAAGAUAUUGUUGCGAUUGUCGGUGGUGCUGAUUAUUAAUGGGUGUGUGAGAUUACAAUACUGAUGCCGUAUGCGUGGUACACUAGAAAAAUGUGAUACGUGACUGGUGUGAAAGCUGUUGGGGAUUGUUACCUCAUGCUUUGUUGUGAUAUGAGCUUAUCACAUUAUGACCACGUAACUGUUAAAGAGAAAAUAAAGGAGAAACACAAUUGUG